This is a messenger RNA of Eriocheir sinensis (Chinese mitten crab), 2218 nucleotides long. RefSeq lists its product as uncharacterized. The transcript is spliced from 6 exons. Gene Ontology annotation, molecular function: tRNA (guanine(46)-N7)-methyltransferase activity; protein binding. NCBI's taxonomy places the organism in Eukaryota, Metazoa, Arthropoda, Malacostraca, Decapoda, Varunidae. Gene Ontology annotation, biological process: RNA (guanine-N7)-methylation. The record is from RefSeq and is a predicted model, not a curated record. Gene Ontology annotation, cellular component: nucleus; cytosol; tRNA methyltransferase complex. The coding region runs from base 37 to 1131 and encodes 364 amino acids.
AGAGACUUACCUAACCUAACCUAACCAUCACUUUGCAUGGUUUCAGACAGAGCAGGUGAUGUCUAUAAGUUUGACCUCCCCUCUACUACUACUACUACUACUACUACUACUACUACUACUACUUCUGCGGAGGGAACUAUCAAGCCUGUUUUGGGUCAUCUGUCUAUUCUUCUGGAUUUGGCUAUCACCCCAGACGGACAGUACCUGGCCACCUGUGAUCGCGACGAGAAGGUGCGCUUAUCACACCUCUCUCACCCCUGCCUGAUACACACCUUCCUGCUGGGCCAUAAGGAGUUCGUGACGGCCCUCGCAUCCCUCUCGGAGCGACCCCCAUACCUGCUGUCCUGCUCUGGGGAUGGAACGGUCAAACUCUGGAACUACGCGGAGGGAAAAUGUCUCUCUACCCUCGAUGUCUCUCCGUUUCUUUCCUCCGUUUCCUCCACCAUCACGGAAGCGGAGGAGAAGGAGAGAAAAAGCCCCUCCACCUCUCCAUCUCCUUCCACUCCUGCUGUUAAGAAGAUAUUAGCUAUUUCUUCCUCCUCCUCCUCCUCCUCCUCCUCCUCCUCCUCCUCUUCUUCUUCUUCCUUCCUGGUUGCUGCCCUUGUCUAUAGGGCAAAAGAAGUCUUACUCUGCAAAGUGGAGGAUGGUCAUCUCCACUUCAUCUCCUCCACUCCACUUCGAGGAGAACCAAGUGGAGGAGCCUGGAGGAGGAGGAGGAGGCACCAGCGGAGGAGGAGGAAGGGAGGAAGAGGAGGUGGAGCUGGGUCUGUUCUUGUGGUGGAAGAUGGAAGAGGAAGAGGAAGAGGAGGAGGAGGAGGAGGAGGAGGAGGAGGAGGAGGAGGAGGAGGAGGACAGGUGGUGGUGAUGAAGGUGGUGGAAGAUAAGCUGGAGGAGGAGGAGGAGGAGGAGGAGGAGGAGGAGGAAGAAGAGGAGGAGAAGGGCUUGGUCGGGCUGAGAAGAAGAUAUCGCCAGUUGUACAAAGCAGGAGCCCCGAACAUUCAAGGAGGCGUGGAAUUUCUAUACAAGCAGAAAUUUGACAACAUCGGAGAAUACCUGAAAAAGAAGAAGGAGAGGAUGGAGUUGAUGGAGGUCGGACUGCCAUUGACGAAGAGGGGACGCUUUCUCAAGUGAAGAAGAUGGAGGAGGAGGAGGAGGAGAUAGAUAAUUUAAAGAUAAUACGAUAGAUAGGGGAGCUGGUGAUCGUAGAAAUGCUGAAGAUAGUGAUGAUUGUUAAAAUGAAGAUAGGGUGGCAAUGAUGAUGAUGAUGGAAUGAGGAUAAAGAAAAGUUGACGAUGGAAAAAAUAAUGAUGGAAAUGAUGGUAUUUUAAAAGAUGGAUACCAAGCCUUUUCUAAGCACUCAAAGGGAUAGAAGAUGUGUGUUAUCGUCACCCAGAAGAUGGAGGAGAUACCAAGCCUUUUCUAAGCACUCAAAGGGAUAGAAGAUGUGUGUUAUCGUCACCCAGAAGAUGGAGGAGAUACCAAGCCUUUUCUAAGCACUCAAAGGGAUAGAAGAUGUGUGUUAUCGUCCCCCAGAAGAUGGAGGAGAUACCUAGCCUUUUCUAAGCACUCAAAGGGAUAGAAGAUGUGUGUUAUCGUCACCCAGAAGAUGGAGGAGAUACCAAGCCUUUUCUAAGCACUCAAAGGGAUAGAAGAUGUGUGUUAUCGUCACCAAGAAGAUGGAGGAGAUACCAAGCCUUUUCUAAGCACUCAAAGGGAUAGAAGAUGUGUGUUAUCGUCCCCCAGAAGAUGGAGGAGAUACCAAGCCUUUUCUAAGCACUCAAAGGGAUAGAAGAUGUGUGUUAUCGUCCCCCAGAAGAUGGAGGAGAUACCUAGCCUUUUCUAAGCACUCAAAGGGAUAGAAGAUGUGUGUUAUCGUCCCCCAGAAGAUGGAGGAGGAGGAGGAGGAGGAGGAGGUGUGAGUAUUGAUGUUUGUAGGAGAAAGUCUCAUUGAUGGUGAAGAUUCUGUGCAGAUGAAGAUGAUUAAGAUGACAAUAGAUAAGAGAUGAUGUAAAGAUCCUGACAAGAUAGACGAUAUGAUGAUAAGGGGGAGUGAAGAUAAUGAUGGGGAGGAUAAUAGUGAGAUAUCUUUUGUAAUUAUUGAAAGGAAAAUAAAGGAAAAAAAUACUGUCUCUCUCUCUCUCUCUCUCUCUCUCUCUCUCUCUCUCUCUCUCUCUCUCUCUCUCUCUCUCUCUCUCUCUCUCACACUCUCUCUCUCUCU